Toxorhynchites rutilus septentrionalis is the source of this 20673-nucleotide messenger RNA. It is a transcript of the gene Lrp4, whose product is annotated as low-density lipoprotein receptor-related protein 4. The transcript has 10 exons. Gene Ontology annotation, molecular function: calcium ion binding; protein binding. NCBI's taxonomy places the organism in Eukaryota, Metazoa, Arthropoda, Insecta, Diptera, Culicidae. The record is from RefSeq and is a predicted model, not a curated record. The coding region runs from base 863 to 6922 and encodes 2019 amino acids.
CACGUUCAAAAGCACCAGCAAAAGUAACAUCCAGCAUCCGGGCACGUAACCAUAGGGCGAAACGCAAUUUCACCUCACACAGAGACAGGAGAGAAUAUAGUGCAAGUGCAAAAAGGGUGUUCCACCAUCUUUUAUGGGCUGCUGUGGAAAAGUGUGAAUCCAAACCAAAGUGAACAUACGCAGUUUUCUGCAAAAGAAAGAAGAAUCGUUGGCUCACGCCGGAAGUGUUUCGAAAGUGUAGAAAUGUGGCUCCAAAAUGGACCCCAAAAUUAGAAAUCUGUCCCCAUAUCAGGUCACCAUCUACCGAAUGGAUUUUAAAAAUGGAUGAAAUCCUAGUGCAAAGUGAAGAGGAGCCAACAUCACGCCCACGUGGAAAAUCGGCCCAGCCUGAAGGAUAAAGUGUUCCCAACGGCAGGAACUAUGAAGCAAGGGUAUAAGAGAAGAUUCCUUCUGGAACUAGUCGCCGAUUUCACCGUUUAGAAAAUUGUGCAACACACGCAAAUUGGGAGAGUCCUUCGUGGAGCAGUUCGAAAGCGAAGAAUAAACGAAUGUCAGGAAUAAAAAGUGCUCCCGCAAGCGGAAAUCGGUGAAAAUUUUGCGAUGUGUUCGUAAUUUUCCUAGUGUGUAUUGUGAAGAAAAAGAAAACUUUGCGCCAAGGUUAUAGUGUAAAUUUUGUGUAACAUAAAAUCUAAGAAAUUUGCCUAACUAGGGCAAUCACAGCAAAUCUAUCAAGCAAAGCAUCACACUAGCUGUGACGACCGACCCGGAUUAUACUUAACGUACCACAGGGCACACCACCAUCAGGACACACAAUCGAACGGCAGUGGAACCGACAUUUGGGCCAGAGACCAGACGAGCGAUCAUGAUCAGCAACGCCGAAAGCAACGGGCAGAGCGACCGCGUUCGGGGUGGAAUUAUUCGGAGUGUUUUGGGACGGUUCAUUGGUACGGUUGCCACUCUUUCGGCCAUACUGCUCGUAAUCGGAGUCGUGGUGUGCGACGAAGACAUAACGCCCAACCCACUGAACAAUCAUCGCAGACAUUCGCAGCCAAUUCAAUAUCCAGGUGCACCACAAAUCACCGGACCUCGUCAGCCUUAUCCCACCGGUAAGGUGAAAUCCUCCGAGGGUAGACUGAUCAAAGCAAAAUCAAACUCCAAAGCGAAGGCAAAUGUCCGAACCCCGCUGCCGCAAGGGAAACUUAAGCUGGCACCGGGGCCACUAGCACCCGUGUACAAUGUGAGCCUGGAGGUGCCCGAUGUGCGGAGCGGUUCGCGUACACGACCCAUCCCGAUCUACGUUCCGCCCGGGUUUGGCACCAUGGGAAUCAUUCGAUUCGCGGGUGGUGAACGAACCGAGGACUACCGCUUCCACCACAAUGGGUACGAGUACACACCGGAGAAGAUUUUCAUUCCGGAAGGCGAGCUGCUGAACGAGGGCGCCGGCAAUGGAGACGCUUCGCCUGGGAUAGACAACUGCGACAUCAAGUGCGAACCGAAGGAGUUCCGUUGUGACAAGAGUUGUGCGUGCAUCCACACUGAUUUGCACUGUAAUGGACAAGCGGAUUGCAUUCUCUCGGAGGAUGAACAAAACUGCGAAGUUGUCCACCAGGAGCUGGCCAAGCAGAUGAAGGACAGUUGUGAAGCGAGCGGAACGCACGUAUUGUGCGCUACCACUCGCACAUGUAUCGCAAGGGAUUGGCUCUGUGACGGGGAUGACGAUUGUGGAGAUUUCACCGACGAGACGCACUGCGGCAACAAGCACGAGUGCACGGAGGGAAAGUACAAGUGUCAGAAUGAGUUGUGUAUUCCACCGGAGUGGGUCUGCGAUGGCGAUAACGACUGUACCGAUCUGUCGGAUGAGCUGAACUGUAGCAGAAAAUGCACCCAGGACGAGUUCCGCUGCAACGAUGGUUCCUGUCUGUCGGCGCUGUUCGAGUGCGAUGGCGGAGCGGACUGCGUAGACGAGUCGGACGAGUUGAACUGCGACCGCACGAUGCAGACCUGUCCGGAGGGAGAGUUCAAGUGUAAGGGUUCACUCGGUGGACUGGGAGGACCCGGAGGGCGCUGUGUGCUGAUGCGAUUCCGUUGCGAUGGGGACAACGAUUGUGGCGAUUGGAGUGACGAGGAGGGAUGCCCGAAGAAGCAGGUCAUGUGUACCCCGAACGAGUUCAAGUGCGACGAUGGAGACUGCAUUCCGGUGCAGUGGCGAUGCGAUGACAAGCAGGACUGCAACAAUGGCGAGGAUGAGAAGGGCUGCCCGGUGGAUAAGCUGGGCGGGAGAACCUGUUCGCCGGAUGAGUAUACGUGUAAGGACGGAAAGUGUAUUCUGCGUUCUUGGGUGUGCGAUGGAAGUGCGGACUGUAAACGGGGAGAGGACGAACAGGAUUGCGACAUCAAGUGCGAAAUCAACCAAUUCGCUUGUCGAUCAAGUAGCCGAAACAGUUCUCGUGAUUCGCUCUGCAUCAACCAGAAACACGUUUGCGAUGGGCACAAGGAUUGCGUCGAGGGUGAAGACGAAGUCCGUUGUCCGAUUGUGCAUCCCUGUAAUGCUCACGCAGAGUGUGAACAGCUGUGUGUUACCGCGUACAGUGGCCGCGAGGAGUGCAUGUGUCGUCCGGGAUACCUUUUGCACGGAAAUGGCUACAAUUGUACCGAUAUUGACGAAUGUACAAUCACAAACAAUCCUGUGUGCUCUCAGGACUGUGUCAACACGAUUGGAAGCUUCCGAUGUUCUUGUAAGCCAGGUUAUAGUCUGCGACCGGAUCAACGAACCUGUAAAGCAACCGGCGGAGCAGUUAAACUACUUAUGGCUAACAGAGCCGACAUUCGUCAGGUAGCGCUCAGCAACAAUCAAUUCACUUCGAUUGUGAAGGGUUUACCGAAUGCUAUCGCACUGGAUUAUCAUUACCAGAAAGACCUUCUCUUUUGGACCGAUGUAUCGAUCGAUGUGAUCAAGCGAUCUUUCCUGAAUGGAACCGGGAUAAGGGAUGUUAUCAAAUGGGGUCUAGAAUCCCCAGGUGGUUUGGCGGUUGAUUGGAUUCAUAAUUUGUUGUUCUGGACAGACUCGGGAACUCGGCGGGUGGAGGUGUCUACCUUCGAUGGGAAGCUACGGGCAGUGAUCGCCGCCAAUGAUCUGGACAAACCACGCGCAAUCGCUGUACAUCCGGGCAAAGCUACUGUAUUUUGGACCGAUUGGGGCACCGUCCCAAGAAUCGAGAAGGCUUACAUGGACGGAUCCGAACGGCAAACCAUUGUUUCCGAGUCAAUAUUUUGGCCCAACGGGCUGGCGAUUGAUUACACCACUAAUAGAAUUUACUGGGCGGACGCGAAGCAUGUGAUCGAAAGUGCAAACUUCGAUGGGAAAGGACGUAGAAAGAUUCUCGGCAAUAAUCUUCCGCAUCCAUUUGCGAUUACCCUUUUCGAGGACUACAUGUAUUGGACCGAUUGGCACACGAGGACCGUUUCGACGGCGAACAAAAUCAAUGGUCGAGGAUUCCGCGUUGUGCAUGAAGGCCUCCACUUCCCGAUGGAUAUCCAAAGCUAUCAUCCAUCGCGCCAACCAGAUUACCCGAAUCGUUGUCUCCCGGAUGUGAAGGGCCGCCAUGGUGGCUGUUCCCAUCUUUGUUUGCCAAAUCGGAACCACAGACGAUGUGCUUGUCCCAUUGGGUUGGCCCUGGAGAGCGAUCAACGGACCUGUUCAAACGUUCCGGAUAAACUGCUACUGAUUGCGCGCAAGAAGGACAUUCGUGUUCGUCAGUUGGACCAGCAGAACCCGACCAAAGGAGUGGAUAUGGUGGUGCCUCUGGAUGGUAUAAAAUCCAAUGUGGCUAUUGACUGGUGCAGCCAAACGAAUGUGAUCUAUUGGACCGAUGUAGGCAAGAGCAUCAUAAGCCGGGCGUUCAUCAACGGAGGUCAGCAAGAGGCGAUCAUCAAGUCGAACUUGAUCUCUCCCGCGGGGUUGGCAUUGGAUUGGAUUACCAACAAGAUCUACUGGACCGAUGCGGGAACGAAUCGUAUUGAAGCCGCCAGUACUGAUGGUAAACAGAGGGCUCUUCUGAUCUGGGAACGGUUGGAUAAACCCCGAGACAUAGUGGUUCAUCCCGCUGAAGGGUUCAUGUUUUGGUCCGAUUGGGGUUCGAAUCCGCUUAUAGAACGGGCUGGAAUGGAUGGCAGUGGAAGGGUCAUGUUGGUAUCGGAGAAUCUACAGUGGCCGAAUGGACUUGCGCUGGAUACCGACAAUCAUCGGUUGUAUUUCGUUGACGGCGGUACGAAGGCGCUGGAGUACGUGAAUUUCGAUGGCACCGGGAGAAAUCGUUUGAUUACCGAAGGGUUGAAGCAUCCGUUUGGAUUGGAUGUUUACGAGAGGAAGGUAUACUGGACGGAUUGGGAUACGCAUAGCAUUCAGGUCGCAGACAAAUUCACCGGUAAUGACAGGCAGACUAUUCUGGCGAACAACACUGACUUGAUGGACAUCCGGGUGUUCCACCGGACUCGCAAAGACGUGCGGAAUCCGUGCGAUAUACAAAACGGCGGCUGUUCGUACAUUUGUUUGCUCAGCCCCACCGGAUAUACCUGCGCCUGCCCGAUUGGCAUUCAACUAAACGACAACGGAAAAACGUGCAAGGAUGGCCCAUCCAACUACCUGAUCUUCGCUCACCGCACCGACAUCCGCCAAAUUUCCUUGGACAGUGAGUACCAGAUCGACGUUGUUCUUCCGCUGCCACCGAUAUCGAACGCUCUGAGUCUGGACGUGGAUGCCCGUACCGGAUACGUUUACUGGGCCGAUACAAUCCAGGAUGUCGUUAUGCGCUCGUCCCAGAACGGAAUGCACACCAAACAGGUGCUGAGCGAAAGUAUGGACACAGUGGACAGCUUGGUAAUCGACACAAUUGGGCGUAAAAUUUACUGGGCCGAUGCGGGUCGAUGUUCGAUCGAGGUCAGUGAGCUGGACGGCAGUAUCCGAACCGUUCUGGUUUGGCACGAUCUGGAGCAUCCGAGAGGAAUCGCACUGGAUUAUGACAGCGGCUAUCUGUUCUGGUCUGACUGGCGGAAGGAUCCGGUUAUUGAGCGGGCCAACAUGGACGGCGAACGGCGGAAGAGUCUUGUGACGACCGAUCUCGGGUACAUCUGUGGGCUGGUGGUCGAUGGGUUGGAGAAGCGCAUUUACUGGACCGAUUCGAAGGCUAAGUCAAUCGAGUCGUGCGAUUUGAAUGGAAACUCUCGCAAAACUCUACUCGAGAAUCUACCCCAUCCGUAUGCGCUGGCCGUGACGCGAAGUAUGGUUUACUGGACGGAUUGGAUGACCAAGGCUUUGCACUCCGUGCCGAAGAACGAUACCAGCAAGGUUCGGAAGGUGGCAAAGGACUUGGAAGGACUGAUGGACGUUAAGGUUGUGUUGGAGCAGGAAGAGUUUACCGAGAAUGUUUGCGGCAAAAACAACGGUGGGUGCUCUCAUUUGUGCUUGAGGAAACCGAAGGGCUUCUCCUGUAAGUGUCCCACGGGACUGUUGAUGAGGGAGGGUAGCACGAAGGAAUGUCGUGUGGUACCUGACGAAUAUCUCUUAAUCGCACUUCGUUCUGGCAUCGGCCGGAUCUCUCUGGAUACUCCGGAUUUGUUCGACGUGGUCUUACCAAUCGAUGGUGUACAUGGGGUGGUUGCAUUGGACUACCACUUUGACCGCAUGUACAUCUUCUACGCAGAUGUCAAUGUGGAUGCAAUCCGACGGGUGAAUAUAAACAACCUCACCGAGACGAAGGUGAUCGUCUCCAACAGGCUUAACACUCCAAAUGGGAUUGCGGUCGAUUGGUUGGCGGACAACUUGUACUGGACCGACGCAGCACUCAAGAAGAUUGAAGUUUCCCGGCUUGACGGUACAUGCAGGAAGGUGGUUCUGACCGGGGGAUUAGACGAUCCGAGGUCGAUAAUUCUGUAUCCGAAGCGUGGGUUCAUGUUUUGGGCUGACUGGAGCCAGGCACCGAAAAUCGAACGAGCCUACAUGGAUGGGUCGGAGCGGCGUAGCAUCAUCGAUUCGGAGCUCGGUCUUCCAACCGGUCUGGCAGUUGAUUUCGAUCAGAAGAAACUUUACUGGGCUGACGCUCAGCAGGAUCGAAUCGAGAUGUGUGACUUUGAUGGGAAACGCCGUACACGGGUGAUCUCCCAGGCUUCACGUUCGUUUGGAUUCACGCUGACCGCUAGCUAUAUGUACUGGACCGACUGGUACAACAAGACGGUGUUACGAGCUCCGAAACGAGUCGCUGCUCCGGUAGAAGAGGUACGCUUUGGACUGCGCGGUGCCCUCGAGAUCCGAUCGGUGUCCGGCGGUCGUCAGCCACACGACUGGAAUCCCUGUGGCCAGGACAACGGUGGUUGCAGCCAUCUGUGCCUAUUCGCCGAAACACGCUACGUCUGUGGAUGUCCGGAUGUGCCGGACGAGACCCACUGCCGUCUCGAGCCCGCAUUCAACGUACCGAUCAAAGCCAACGAUGAAAUCUCCGCCACAAUGGACGAGGAAAAACCCACAAAAUCCAACGGAUCUACCGUAUUGAGCAAAAAUAAGAUGCACGCUCAAUUGGUCAUUAUCGCCACCGCCAUACUGGCCGGUUUACUUAUAAUAGUAGUAAUCGCCAUCCUAGUGCUGAUUGUGAAUUCCAAACGGAAACAGGGCAAUAAGACGUCCCGCAGUAGUAGCGACGUGCUGACCUUCACCAAUCCCAACUACAACGGUGUCGACGGACUGUGCCACCCGGCCGAGGCGGGAUCCUCCCGGAACACGAUAUGGAAGCGGCUGAAGUACGACCGAGCGCAGGAACGUGUCUACGAGGAGAAAUACUUGGGACUACCGCAUGGUACAGCCACCACCACGCUUAUCUCACCGGCCACAUCAUCACAGAUCUCCUCGACAUCGGCAGUUCUUCCAGUAUAAACAACCAAACAGCUGAAAACCGAAACGACACGCAUUGAUAUACCGAUGCCCCAAGUAGAACAGCAAGAAUAGUUCGAUCAAAAACCAAAAAAAAGAAAACAUUUCAAAACAAAACGAAUGCAACCAUCAUUCGUAGAGCGACAAAACAUAUUUACUGAAAAGUACAUUCGAAGAAACUAACGGCAGCUACCACUAGAACGAGACAACCAACCAGCUAAAUAUGAAAAUGAACAAAUAACAAACGACAACAAAAAACAAACACUUAAGGUUGAGAGACUAAUAGGCAAGCGAAGAAAAAAAACAUCAAAACAGAGUUGAAAAAUAUUUUUACUACAGUUUUUUCACGUUUGAAGUGAGACUUACUUUGAUUUUUUUUUAAAGCUACAUAGAAAGAACGUUGCAAAGAGGGAAACGAAGUUGCGAAAUACAUCCCCGAGAACUGUAAUUACCUCUCCUCCGUUCACAAUUUUAAAAGUUAAUAGAGUCCUGUAAAGUCCUGUAAACUGCGAGAAAGGAAGAUGAGAAUAGGAAGAAUACAAUUUUAACAGGUAUGAGGGGACAGGACAAAAAUCAUUCCGAUACCGACUCUUUCAAGCAAAAGUGGUUGUAAUUUCAUCAACAAAUCUCGCCGAAAAAGAUACAACGGCACUCUCUAGCUUACACAGUCAUCGUAACUUCGGUAAUUGGGAGAUGACGUUGACAGAACACCACGAAGAUUGAAAUUGUUUUAUUUUGUUUUCGCAAAGUGAAAAAAAAAUGCACGGACAAGAAGAACGUGAGAAAAUAUUCUGUGCCGAAGGCACAGACACAUACGUUGAUGCUAUUAAAAGAAGGUAUAUAUAUACAAAUAUAUAUAUGAAUGUUUUAUAUAUUUCUAGUUUUUUAUACAUAUCCUGCAAAAUUACAAAAAAGUAUGAAAAUGAGAAAAAUAUGUAAUUGAACGUAAAAAUAACAAUGCAAAACAAGAAGUUUCGUGCAUUGCGUUACACAUCUCAAGGGCUGUCCCCUAUGGAACAUUUGAUUUUUAUUUGCAACUUCUCCCGAAGGGGAGAGGGGAUGAUUUGUUGUUAAUAGAUGCGCGAAUGCGCGGAUCGUUCGAGCGUUAUUUCCACUCCGACUCCGACGAAGAGCUGAAGACUAACUUUGGUUUUUUGGUUUGCCCCAAAAGUGCUGCCCAAAGUGAGGUUGCUCCAGCCCGACUUUCGGGCGAGUGAACUUUUUGUGUACAAAUAUUUUCGGUUUUCCCAAAACACGCGUUACAUUCAAAAUGUCAGAUUUGAUCUGAGUGUUGUAAAUAUUGUCUGAAGCAGAGAAAAAAAAACAUAGCAAAAAUGAUAGUGGUGAUUGGGGAGGAAGUAUAUUUUUAAUUAAGGUAAACUACUGAAACUCACACACAUAAGAUGUAAUGAACGCAUGUUGUGUCGGAAGGGGGGAUGGGAGAAGCCGUACGAAAUCGGAUAAUAGCUGAGAAAUACUAUUAAUGUUACGUUUUUUAAAAUGAAAAUUUGAGUCCCACACAAAACCAAAUAUUGCUAACAGAAAGAGUAGCACAAUAACCCGUAAAAAAAACAACACUAGCGUUAAGACAAACAAAAAAAAACACAAUGAGAGUGAAAGAGUUUAACUCGCGCGGGAUUCAAUCUAUGAGAUUGGUUAGUAGCUGGAUUAGUGAAGAAAAAUGGGGAAAAUCGCAUCGUUUGUUAGGAAUACGGAUUUUUUUUACUACAACUAAAGGCAGAAAUGACAACAAUACUUAAACAAACUUUAAAGUAAAGCCAAGCCAGCAAAUCGUGAAAAUAAUUAGAGUAAUUAUCUGCAAAAAAGAAGAAGAAAAACAGUAAUAGUUAAUGUAAAUAAAAACAUUCUUUCCUAGAGUUGCGGUCAACAACUCAUUGAACCGAUACAUGGAGACAAAAAAAACUAUUUAAAGAAUGUGGAAAGUUAUGAAUUCAAGUGAAACAAUGUGCCAAAAAUCUAGCCGGAAGGCGACACGGACAAGGCACAAACCACACAUACAGAGUAGGCGUUGACAGCUGUCAAACUCUCGCGCAAACCCUAGUCUGUGUCGAUGCGUGUCGUCUGGUGUCCGUUGAUCCCUUCGUGAGGCGUAAAAGUGUAUAAAAAAAUAUUCUGCUCACUAACAAAACCAAAAUAUAAGAACCGUAUAUAACACAUAGAACAUUUUCGAACGAAACAUAUUUUCCGGGUUCACAUGGAAAAAGACUGAUUUGAUUCCUGAGUUUUUCUCACUCUUGAAUGUUGUGUUUAGUCAAACAGUGUAGUGGGAUAGGAAAAUGAAGAAAAAACUUGUUUCGUUAUUUUGUUCAGUGAAAAUUCUAUGUAACCUUGGCAAGCUUGGUGUGAGAAAUUGCGUGCAACAUUGCACGCACUCGUUGAGUGCUUAAUUUGACGGAAGUGAGUUUAGCGAUUCAAUUCAAAAGUGGAAAACAGCGGCGGGCGUAAAUUGAGUCCAUAUUCAUUUGUAUGACGCAAAACCGUUAGGAUUCUGCUGAUUUCGCUCCACAAAAUGUGCAUAUUUAUCAUUUACUAGCUGAUCCGACGAACCUUGUCCCGACCAAAAAUGAUUUUUUCAUAUGAACACUUCCAAACAUUCACGUUUGUUUUACUGGGCGAACAUUCGUGAAUCCAAUCGCAGAGCUAUUCAUUGAUUGAUUGCCCUCAGACCCUUUAAAAAUUCCUUUUACUAUAAAUUUCCUAGGACUUCUACCAAAACUGAACAUAAUAAUAUAGAAUUAUUUUCAGACACAUUUCUCGUUUAAGAUUCUUCAAUCACUUGCAAACAACAUGUUUCUCCGUUACAUGGAAUACAUGUUUGGUACAGAAAGUAUAAUAAAGUAAAGACAUCUCAAUUCAGAUGUGAUCCAUUUAUUUUUAUAUAGAUAGCACGAAAAUCAUGAAAUUUCACUACCACAAUUCAUUUCCACUUUCGAACAAAGAUCAAUUUCGUUAGCGCAAACAUCGAAUGGACUGCCAACGUUUAUCACGAUGUAAUUGUAGAACAUAUGGGAAUACAAGUUUCCGAGUGGUCCCAGUUCAGAGUUUUCCGAAAAUUUUUCAAUUGUCAUAUUUAGUUUGCAUGUGUGUUCCUGGAGGGACAGGACCUCACGAGUAAUUGCAGAGAAAAAAACACGUGUGCUCGGUUCGAUGUCAAGAUAGAAAGUGAUUUUACACCGGGGAUGCCAGGUUAUUUUUUCAAAUGUCUUCACAUGGAACGAAAAAUGUCUUCAAAUGUCUUCACAAUCAUAUCUGAGGAAACUAAAAUUCUAAUAUUGGUUGUAACUCAAACCAUAUCCUUAAAACUAAUGAUUGAAACGGUACGUAACCGGAAAACCUCGAAUUGUGAAGUGAUCGUUUGAAAGAUCUACGUUAAUCUAUAGUAUAGGCCCAAAACAAUGAAAAUACAAUGUCACAAUCAUUCGAACUCUCUAGCGCAAAUGAACUAAUGUCUUCUAGAGACUAUAUGUAUUCGGACCGCUUGAUGUUCUGCAAAAUUUGAAGUAAAAGUCGCUUUGUUGUUGAAUUCAUUCUAUAUGUUUAUGGAUUUUCAGCUUAAAAAAGGUUGAAAAAAGCAUGUGAAUGACCCAUAGACAAAUGUCUCCGUUGAUUACUAAGAACAAAAGUAAACAAGUGACAUGACACUGAGACAAAAACCGAAUAAAAGCAAGCGAAUGACACUGAGACAAAAACCCUGCCCUGUCUUCGCAAAAUCAAAUGUCUUCACAGUAAGUCAAAUGUCUUCAAAAUGAAGACAUGUCUUCAAACCUGGCAUCCCUGUUUUACACGUCUAUUUUGUACAGAGGAAAAUAUAGGUUCACAGUACAAUGCAAGCUCAAUUUAAUUGAAUUCUGCGGUUACACAGUUGAUAUUCGCACUUAACCGGGAAUUCAAGCUGUGCCCAAAAUCUUCUAUGCUUGUACAAAAACUGGGAGAUGCAACUGGUUUCGUGAGAGUAUCGGCUUUCUGUUGAUUUGAACUGACGAAUUGCAAUUUAACUGGUAACACUAACAGCACAAAAUGAUGUCCUACAUCAAUGUGUUUCCUUCUGGGAGAGUAACCGAUCUCCUUUUCUGCCAGACAAAGCGUACUGCGGUUAUUGCAAUAUAUUGAAAUCGACCGCACAACUUCAAAUAACUCAGCAUGGAUUUCACGCCACCAAAGUACCUCCUGUGACAACUCCAAAACACGGAUUCAUCACUAUAUUGAAAAUCCAUCCGGUGAUCGAUCGUCUCGAGUCUUAGUCAUUACCCCAAUCAGCAUCGCUGAAGCCGCUGAAAACUGCCUCAUUUUGCUUCCUCAUUCAAGUACCAUUGAGAAAUCGUAGAAUGCCUUUGACUGCUAUCCAGUGAGUCUCACCAGGACUACUGCAAAAAUUGCUGACGGCGUAUUGCAUAUGCGAUAUCCGGCGGUGUAGAUCUUAGUGUUAGCUAAGAUCUGUAGUUCACCUACUAAUUCACGGUACGGAAUAUUCUGCAUCCUUGUCUUCUCUUUUUCUGUCUUCGGUUCCAACCGCCGAUUCAUCUCAGCAGGCGUCGAGAUCGGUUUACUAUUAACCAUAUUGAACCUCUACAGUAACUCAUCGAUGUACCGUUCUUUAUAGUUGGUUUCGGAUGGACCAGGAGAAUUACAUAACGAUUAUUGACGCGACCUAUUACAAGCGAUAAAAUAUGUGUCUUUGUUCUCACGUGUUUUUGAAGUGUUAAGAAAAUGGAGAUUAGCUAAAGAUACCAUGUGUGUAUAAUAAAGGUGGGACAACAAAGAUGCAGUGGUUGUCAUCUCAACACCCCUGUUCAAUCACAAUAUCGACCAAGUCCCAGCAACUAACGUAAAUGCUUGAAGGGCAGGCCCUGCAGUAUCAAUUCCUGUAGAAAAUGGUACUUCGUAUCGACAUGCUUCAGUCUGCCGUGGUCAUGACAAUCUUCUGUAAUCCGGAUAGUAGACUGAUUGUCUUCAUGUACUGUUAUCGGAUCCUCGGUCCUCGAGCCAAGAUCCCGAAGCAAUCGUAUCAUUCACAUCGUGUGAUAAGCUGCUGUGCACAAAGCUGAUAAAUCAGCUUCCGCAGACGAUAAUGAAACGGUCUUUUGCUUUCGUGUAAUCCAACUAACCGUAUAAUUUAAAUAUGCAACCAGUUACGGAACGACAAUCAACCAACUCGUUGGCCCAAAUGCAUGCUUUCCUUAUUCGCCAAUACCAAAACAACUCGAAAGAUAUCCAGCUUCGCUACUGGAGAGUACGUCUCGUUGAAGUAGGACCCUUUUUCCUGCGUACCGGUCACCAGCUUCGCCACUUCCAUGCUUAGCUCGGAAGACAUUUACAGGUAACCGCAGUUCGGCCCUCAGGAAGGCACGUCAGCGUCCAGGUGUUGUUACGUCUCAACGAUCUUCAUUCGCCUUCUCCCAACGAUCCCAGUCAUCGCGCUUCCGCAGCUCAACAAUCGUGCUCGGAAUGUUAUUAAUAAAAUUCACAGCACUCAAUGCGAACCCAGGGUACUCGACCUCGGAACCCUUAUGCCAUUCCGGGGAUUUUCGGUCACGAGCUGUUCGACCUGCAUUACCGACUACAGGUUCCGCUUCUGCUUCCAGAUUUGGAUCCUCCACAGCUGAAUCUUCCAAAAACUUCCGUACUCUUCAUCAGAAUGAUCCUAAUCCGGUUCAGCAUAACGAUCAUCCGAUCCAUCAGUAUUUCGGGAUAUAGACUGGAAAUUGUCCUCAUAUUUUGUCCUAUCAACAACCUUCGAUGGUGCUUGGAUUUCCAUAAACAUCACGUUACGAGCAACGACGAUUACUUUUUUCUUUGUAUCCCAUAUCCUGCAGUCAUUCGGAGAGUAGCCAACAAAUACGCCUUGUCAAGACUUCGGAUCCAAUUUCUUUCGCAGUUUCUUCGGAAUGUGAGUAAACACUUUGCAUUCAAAAACUUGAAUUUUUGAAAUAUCCGGCUUUCGCGAUCCCCACAAUUCGAACGGAGUUUUGUUCGAAUCUAAAGGUGAAAAAAGAAUGCCGCGUCGUGCGUUGCUUCUCAUCAGCUGUCAUUGCUUGCGUUUUGUACUAAAACAUUCACCCGACGCAGUCUGCUGAUUUGCAGUCACAAUCUAGCAUUCGCUUCACCACUUUUCAUGUAAACAAAAACAAAAUAAAAUUCGUAUGAAAAUCUUGUACUUGUUGUGUCCACGGAUCAGUUCAAUGUUUUUAAAAACAACACAUUGACAUAUCCGCGCUGGCGGCGUUGAGCUUCGUUUACUAGUUUAGGGGAGCGUGAAAGAAUAGCUGAUUUUCAGUUGCAAUGAACACAUUUUCCAAAUUAAAAUUAUGAAUGUAAAUUUGUUUUUCCAUAUCAAACUAGUAUUCUAUUUAAAUGAAAAACAUUUUUGUUUGCAGGUGGCGGCGGAAAAGUCUCAUACGAAAAUUGUUUAUGAAGACAACUCUAUAUUACGAUGAAAAAAUUCAGCAACAAUGUUGGAAUUGUUUAGCCAUAUGGUUGAAUGAAAGUCAGAAACACGUGUUUCAAGUAAUCAAAUAACAUGAUGUGAAAAUUUUCAUUCAAAUUUUAGAAUUUAAAAACCGGCUUCGUGUCUUCUAAUCUGAUAGAGAUUACACUAAUGAGUUUGGGACCCAAAUUAUGGCCCUAAUAUGAAGUUGCCACCAGACGUUGUCAUCGCAAAUUCGGCGCAAGCAGUCUAGAACAAAUGUUAACGUUUAGUACAACGAUGCUAAUAACGCAACGCAUUAUUGUGUUCGACUAAAUGGAAACACAUAUAUUUAAAAUGAAGUGUCAAAGCACAAUUGUCGCAACGCGACGCAUAGCGCGGCAUUCUGGUCCCACCUUAACAUCCAUGCCUCUCACGCUAAAGGUCACGAGUUCAAUUCUCACUCCCGACAUUCUUCCAAAAAUAGAAGUAAAAGUGACGAACCAGCCAAAUGAGUUGAAAGUCACUAUAAUACAGAUAAAAAAAACACUCGGAGUCUUUGAACGACGGAUGUUAAGAAUUGGUUGCUAUGUUGAAUAAUCCACCAUUUUGUUUCGUCGUUCUCGCUGAAUUUUAUAAACCGGACAUUCACUGCUCCAGGCAGAGUGAUCAGUUUCAAUAUUCAGUUUACGCUCAACUCGCAAUUUCGCACAGUUUGCACAUUUUUCUAUGCGAGAUUUGCAUUCUUUGAUCGAAUGGUUAUCACUGCAAAUAGGGCAGAUAACUUUUCCUACUUUACAGUCGACUAUUUUAUGAUUGAAUCCGCAGCAUUAUGGAGGCGAAGGAUGUACCACGAGCUCACGCAACUUACCGGCGAACCCAGUAUCCAGAAAGUGAUCAAAGCUGGAAAGCAACGUUGGGCAGGACCUGUUUCAAGUAUAUCGGACAACUAUCCUGCAAUAAUGGUGUUCAUCGAGAAGCCAAAUUAUACGAGACGACGAGGAGCGCAGCGAGCAAGGUGGUUAGACCUAGUGGAACAGGACAUGGUGAGCACGGGGUGCCAUCGAAAUUAGAGAGGGAUAACCACGGACCGAGUUAGUUGGAGGAAAAUUGUGAAUCAGGCCAUGUUGUAAAGACGUUAAGCCAAAAUGAAUAAAUAAAAACGUGUCAACUUACGCAGCAAUCUGAUCUGAUCUGAACGGAUCAUCUCAUCAUCCUGGAAUAUAUAGGUGUUUCGUUUUUGACACUUUCAGGAUAAAGGACGAACACGAAAUUAUUGCGACACAUUCAACAGGGCAUAACUUUUUUACCAUUGGGUAAAAAUCAACCAAAUUUCGCACACUUCCUCAUUGAUGUGUAUUGUCUACAUACAGUCAAACUCGAAGUCGUGUUUUUCGAUUCAACGAAAAUGGAGGUGAACCAACGCAAGUCGAGAUAACAAAUUCUUUCCAAACACCUGGAAUUUCCUGACCUGUCGCACCGGCAGUUGGGAAAAAUGUUGAACAUUCACCAUUCAACCGUCUCCAGAGUGUUGAAGCGGUUCCAGGAGCGGUUGACGUUGGACCACGGCAAAGGAGCUGGAAGAAAACCAGGACCGGAGAACAAAAAGACGUAGGGAAAGGUGAAGCGAAUGAUUAAAGCAAAUCCUAACGUCUCAAGCCGUGAUUUGGCUAAAAAGAUCGGCAUGUCGCAGGGCUACGUCCAGAAUGCAAAGAAGAAAGCUGGACUACAUACAUACAAGGUACAGAACUUCCCAAACCGCGAUGAGCGGCAACAAUCGACGGUUAAAACUCGGGCACGGAAGCUCUACGAGAAGAUGCUGACAAAAUAUGGCUGGAGUGGUAUAAGGCCAAUUCUGUCCAUGUUGUUCCAAAGAACAUGAACCCGCCAAACUGUCCGGAGCUGCGCCCGGUGGAGAAAUACUGGGCAAUAAUGAAGCGGGAACUUCGGAAGAGCAAGAAGACAGUCAAAGACGAGAAGGACAUGUUAAGAAAAUGGAAAAAAACUGAGAAACUGGUACCGGAUGACACUGUAAAGACUUUAAUGGAGGGCAUCAAGCGAAAAUGCGUUCAAUUUUACACUCAAGGCUCCAUCGAUUAACUUUUCUUUUGUUUUUUGGAGUAAAUAUAUGUAUAAAACUACCCUAAAAUUUUGGUUUGAUUCUAAACAUUAUAAGAAAAUUGGCAUGACAUUUUCGGUGUCGCAAUAAUUUCGUGUUCGCCCUCUAUGACGUGAGACGAGUAGCGAGAUGUAACUUUCAGAAUUAUUUACUUUUUGUUUGGUUUGCUCUAGCCAAUUACUUGUAACGGCCCUUUCCGGAUCUUCUGGAUCUGGUAAUCUCCUUCCCGGUAUAUGCACAGCAUUCUCCUCCUCCCUAACCGAAAUCAGUGGAGCCACAAUCAGCGUUAUUUCUUAUCACCAUCGCCGUAAGCUGAUAGUACUCUACGAUGGUACGAUGGAAACAUUUUCUGGAUGUGCCUAUUAUGGAUGUAUCUUUCAGCCUUUGUUGCUUCUGGUUCAGGAAUUCUUGGAGUUUGGUGGCGAUGCAGUAGUGAAGAUCGUAAAACUCAUUACGGGUAAAGAGUAAAGAACUAAGCAGUCUGAGCUUCGUCUCUUUCAAAGUCGGAGCCAGAAAGCAACUGAAAUAAAUUGCCUUAUGUACCGAUUCGUAGCCACAGAACGUAGUCUUCCGUAUGUUCGAGGAGCGUCCAGAGAACAUCGUUCGGAUAAAUCAGCCAAGGUCGGACACGACCUCUACAUCGAUGAUGCAAUCUUAGCACGGCGUAUUGUCAGACAUUGGGACGCACUAGAGUUGUCAUUAUAUCCUCGAUCCUCCCACCGUUGUCGAGCCAUUCCUGCCAGCAACCCGCAUCCGGCCAAGUCCUACGUGUGGGUGUGGUGAUGGAGUCUCCCAACUCCACAUCGCCAACAUACUUGUCCUAACUUGAACCCUCUUUGCCUUCAACGACUCUUGAUCCGCCCUUCGAAUGCAGUCAACCUUCGCCAACGUUAUCUGAACGACCUUCGCUAUUCAGCCGGACUCUGGGACGCACUGAAGUUGGUAUCAUGAUAUCCCACGAUCUAAAUAUCAACCGGACACAAGGACGUACCGAAGUCAGCAUUAUGGGAGCCCUCGAUCCCCUCAUUGAGUCGAGCCAUUUCUGCCAACGACGAGGUCUUCCAACUCGGCACCACCGGCAAGUAUGAUUCCGUUUUGCCCUCAACGACUCCUGUUCCGCCCAUCGAUUCCAGACCUGAUCGAUCGUCGCUUACUACCGGGACUGAGCAACGCUAUGAUAUUCCAAUAGGCAAAACAACUCACAACUUUACGAUCUUCUCGCCUGGACUAAACACGUGUGCCAACGAUUACGCGCCAUCGGAUGGCGCGUACGACAUCAUUGCGUUCUCUAAAAUUAGGUUGCACAAUAGAAAUCACUCGAGUCAGAUUUUCGGUCAGCAGUACGAAGUUUUUCGAAGUUCCCCGUAUGACAGUCGUAAAGCCUUUGAAGGCUGCGAUUUGUUGGCAGUUCGACAAGAUCUGAAGACGCGGAUCGUCGAGUAUAUCACUGUAGAACAGGUCUGGGUGGAAAUCGAACUCGUUGGUCAUAAGCUGUCUGGUCUGUGUGGUGUACUUUCUUCCUGAUCGUAUCAAUGACUCUUCUUUGAUUGGAGACCACAUCAAAUACGUAGAAACUAUCUGUGGUUUCGCCGCUGCAGUUGAUGAAGUGAUAACUAUUGGUGACUUCCAUUUCCCAAGUCUUAGGUGGCGUUCUUGAACGCAUGAUUUUCCAUUUGCUGUUCUCGCGCACUUACAGAUUACCUCAAUCACCUCGGAGCUCCUGGACAGCUACAGUACUGCAACUCUUCGACGGAUCAACAGUGUACCAAAUGAAAACAUUCGCUUACUGGGCUUGUGCUUUGUCAGUUCCACAGACCAAGCUCCUAGUUUUGUGCUAGCACCGACCCCUUUAGUCAAGGUUGUACGGCAUCAUCCUCCAUUGCUGAUAUCGGAAGCAGGGAAAGGAGCUGCCUUGGGAAGAUAUUAACGUUACCUGCAGAACAAUUUUAGGAGAAAUCCGAAAUCACUUUGGCGAUACGUCUACAAACAGCACAAGAAAGAUGGAUUGGUUUCUACCAUGUCGCACGAGAGCACGGCUAGUUCAGAUACGAAAGUGAUAUGUCGAUUAUACUCGAGAAAAUUCUCCUCUGUGUCUUCUGAUCGUUCACUAUUUACAGCGCAAGUUGCUUCCGUUGCCAGGAAUGUUCCUUCAUUGUGCUACUCUUUCAGCGGCUGCGAUAUUGAGGUAUCCCAGAUACAGACACCGCCGCCGAUAAGUUAAAACCCCCUGUUAGUCCAGGUAUGGUAUUGGAUGGUAUUCCAUCCAUGCUUUUGAAAAGAUGCAUAAACAGUUUAACGACGCCAUUGUUGCAUCUUUUCCGACUUUCUUUGAGCUUUCCUGAGCUUUGGAAAACAGUCGAAAUGUUUUCGGUGUAUAAGAAACGUGAUAAGCGGAACGUUGGUAUUUCAUAGUUUUGUGCUAUUGACGUAGGACUACGUCUUUCAUUUCUGUACCGGAGUUUAAAUUCAACGUUUCGAAAACGAGAGAGUGACGCUGGAAUGCAAGGUUUUGAACGUUAAUACCUCUUUACCGGCAGAAUGGAGUGGUAUGACAAUCACAUCAUUCGGAAGAUUAAAUGUCAAAAAGUUAUAUGAUUGUACCUUAUUGGUCCAAAAAAUCGUUUCAAUAGCUUAAAAAUUGCUUUGAAAAGAGGCUAUUGAAAUCAUAACAAUCUAGCUUAUUGAUGAUGAUUGCUUUUGUGGUGUGGUGAUGUUCAGGGCCACCAACAAGUUCUAAAUAGUUGAAUUUCAUGCUAAUAACAAUCUCCCAUCUUUCUGGUAGCAAACGGUUUCCACGCUGAAAGAAGGACUGGUCUUUUGAGGAAAUCCAGUAAUCGAUCCAUUUUUGGAUAGGAGGAAAAUCGCUCAGCCAGGUCAUGUGUCAUCGACCGAAACAGAUGGUAAUCGGAGAGAGCGUUGUGUUACUUCCACCAUUUCUGCAAGUUCUUCGUAGAAAUUUAUGUUUCAUUUGUAAGGUAGCCCUCCCUUCCAGAGGCUUCCAGAGGUCUCAAACCAUCAUAAGAACCUUCCCGGCUCCAAAACCCCUACAUACAAAUAGUCGCGCCGAUCGGUUCAGUAAUUUCCAAGUCCAUAAGGAUCAGACAGACAGACAGACAGACAGAAAUAUACAUAUACAUAGAUAGAUUGCUUUACACUGUUCGAGCAAAACAUAUGAAAUGAACACACUUAAAAAUUAGCAAAUGGACGUCAUCCAUUGUUCGUGUAAUUAAUAGUUUCUCGAAGAAGGAGAGGUCUUUCUCAACUUGUCAGUCCAAUUGUUUUCAACCUUUCUGAACCAUUUCAUCGUAUGAUGUGGUGCCUCUUCAGCACUGCAGAUUUUGCUCGAAUGAUAAUUUUUUGUUUGACUAAAGAUUAUUAUAAAACAAGCACAUUGAGAGCGAAAAAUGUGAUAUGGACUCAGCCGAUCAAAACGAAAACUGUCAUAGCGUUAAUACAUUUUUCUUGUAAAGCAUUUAUUAUUGUAUUUUGGAAACAAACCACUCGUUCUGUUCUCGGUCACACUCAACACUACGAAAAAAUUUGCUCAUAUAUCAUUGUAUAAAUUUGACAAUAUGGCGAUUGAAUAUUGAGAGGAAAAAAAAAUACCUGUAAAACAUAACACAUUAAUUCCGGUGUUUCAGCCGUACUUGUCGUGAAGCCGGAGAAACAUCUCACUAUUUUCUCCGACCACGACCAAAGUACACGCGCUGCCCUGGGGAAACGUGGGAGGGGGCCGCGUCCUUAGCAAAGGGUACCAAACACUUGAAUGAAAAGAAACACGAGAGCAACAGGACGAAAACCCUAAAAACAUCGCUGCGGACGCACACUGCUAUUGGGUCAGGGAUAGCCUAAGAGUGACUUGGGCUCAUGAAUCUUUUUCGCUUCAUCCCUACCCGGAAGUACUCACGUCCCACGGUGCCAAGUGCCGCAACCUGUUGCCAAUUGGACGCUCGCUCGCUACCACUUUCCUUCCCUGUGGGUCAUCGGAAACAGGCUUUAAAGCAAACAAAAAAGUGUAAAUCAUUCUUCAAGAAUCUAUAAAACAUAAUCGACAACAGAAACAGAUUCGAUUGUUAUCUGUUUGCAAGUGAAGAGAACAGAGGGAAAGAGUGUGUGUGAAAGAGAGAAAAAAAAUCAAAGUAACUUCUAUUCCGUUUUCCACACAUAAAACUAUACUCAAGGUGCGCGUUUUAGUGCAUACAGAAAUGGUAAACACAGACAGAGUAUAAAAGAUAUUCCAGUUGAUUUUUUGAAACACCCAUUUGUAUGAAGAGGGCCAGGCAGGCCGUAACGUUGUAGCGAGGGGGAGGCCAUAGGGACAAGAAGAGAAACAAACCGAGCACAUUAUAUUUAUUGAAGAACAAAAAUCCCCCAAACGGACGUUUCAAAACUAUGCCACGUGGCUUCCUCUGCAAAAGGCGCGUACUAAACGUACCCGCCACGAUAUCAUGUUGUUGAACAAAAUUGUUUAUUUACUUAGUUUGGGAAACAAAGAAAAACACGGAACAAACAUUCCAUGAAAACUUUAUUUUUUAUAAGAAAACAAGAGAAAAUGCAAAACACACUAAACGUCAUUUGAACACACAAAAAUUGAAUGAGUGGUAAAAUGAAACUAAUUUUUACUCUGAGCAGAAACAAAGCAACAACGCAAAGAAACGCAGAGAUGGGUGAUUCAUUUUGAAAGACGUUUAAAACGUAAAAACCAAACAUACCAACUAAACAAACUAAUUUAAAGAAAAAAAAACCAGAAAGAGCAACGUAGUCGAUAAGUGAGACACACCCAACCCGGAAGUCCCGUUUGAUAAGCAAAAAAAUUGCCUCCGUUUUUGUGAAAUCAGAGCACUUCCGCACAGUGUGCGCACACAGACAGGGUGCGCAUCGAGGGGCCUCCCCUCGAUUUUUUUUUCGUUUGUUUUUGGUUGGGUGUGUGCCGUCAAUUCAGUAACACUCACUCUCGCACACACAGAAGAUUCGCGCGCAUCUAGAUCAGACGGAUGCGGAAGAGCAGGGAGAGUGAUAAACGUGCGUGCGUGCUACUGAAACAAUGUUUUUUUUUAUGUUUUUAUAGAGAAUAACAGAAGACAGAAACUUUAGAGAAUACAAGGAAAAAAAAUCAAAGAAAACGUUAAUAAACGAAAUAACAAAACUUGAAGUGGGACGGGGGGCGACAACAGAAAUCUGUGAGGAAUUAAAAUGAUAAACAAAAAAAAA